CCUACGAGCACUACCUGCCCGUGUGGCGCUCCGGGCAGGCGGGGGGGCCCGAGCAGGUGGUGGAGGCGCACCGCUGGGCGCUGGAGCAUGAUGAAGAGGCUGAGCGCAUGGCGGCCGCGGGUCAGCAGGUGGCCCUGCGCUACCUGGGCAAGCGGGCCAGGUCCUGCUACUGGCUGAGGCUGUUCCAGGCUUACGCGGCAUUGCAGCGGUUCACUCCCGACGUACGACAACGCCCCGGGGCGGUUACCGUUGAGGAGUACUUGGAAACGGUUGGUCGUACGUUUGAGCGCGGGAAGCACCUGCACAAGAUCGAGUACUGAGCGGCGGGGCAGCGCGAGAGGUGUCUCCUUCUGAGGGGAUCCGUGUCACGGCAUGAAGCGAGG
Messenger RNA from Astrephomene gubernaculifera, 383 nucleotides. NCBI's taxonomy places the organism in Eukaryota, Viridiplantae, Chlorophyta, Chlorophyceae, Chlamydomonadales, Astrephomenaceae. The record is from the annotation of a GenBank genome assembly.